CUUCUUCAUUAUCCACAACUCUCGGAGGGUGAUGCUCAAUGAUUGGCUAGGUGGGGCGUGGGAGACUGGACGCCGGCUUUUCUGAUCCGUGUUCAUGUUUAGACUACACCUUUGCACACCCACGGAGCAGAGAGGACGGACAGCGCGCCAGGAGUGUGAAAAGACUCGGACAUAAUAACCGGUGGCGGUGGAAGCGGUAGUAGCAGCGGACCAGAGACCAACCAGAGCAGAGUCAAUACUUUUUACGGUUUCAACGGGCGAAGUUGACUAGUGCUGAAGUAGAGCAGCGCGCAGUAGCACCAGUUUCCCUCUUUGUUUUCAUACAUUUCUUUAUUAUUGCUCUGCCUCAAAUGUUAAAAUAUAUUUUAGCUGUGGCUGAUAUAGGUCUACGGAACUUUCUUAUCUGACUUGUCCUGCCAGCACUUAUUUUAUGGUUCGCAUUUACCCCUGAACGCGAGUGGAAGCGAUAAUAUCUGGGAUAUUGUUCCAUAAACCUAUUCAUUUAGUUUGUCCUGCGUUAUCGGUGAUAUGUGUCUUUUCCAUACGGACUUCUAUUAGAGGAACUCAUAGCAAUAAAUAACAUUUACUAUUUUAUUUUUUUUACAGGAUUGUUUUUAUUUAUCCCAUGUUGGUUAAUUUAUUCCAACCUAAACUACAUGUAGCCUACCCCCCCAAAAACAUUUGGACACGUUUAUAUUUUGGAGACUGAUUUGUCAUCGAGAAAUUCUAUUUGAAGGGACAUAUAGCCGACAUUGAAGAGAAGGGAUUGGCGAUAUCCAGGGCACCGAGAGCACCUGGGACAAAUCGCGGUGGCGUAACCCGGUAAAGAUGCUCACUUUUUGGAUGCAGCGUGACCAAGGCCUCUGUCCUCUACUUGUUCUCAUUGUUCUCACCGGUGGAUAUCUCGUCUCUGAUGCUGAGACCAGUGACUACAGCGAGGUGCUAUCAGACUCCUUCCCCUCCGCCCCGGCAGAACCUCUCCCAGAGUUCCAGCUGGAACCCGAGGAUGGGUUCGUCGUGAAGAACCGUCCGGUGCAGCUCCGCUGUAGGGCCGCCCCCGCUACGCAGAUAUACUUCAAAUGUAAUGGAGAGUGGGUCAACCAGAACGAUCAUGUGACCAAAGAGAGCCUCGACCAGAUCACAGGCCUGAUGGUGAGGGAGGUGGAUAUCUCUGUAUCGAGGACCCAGGUAGAGGAAUUGUUUGGUCUGGAGGACUACUGGUGUCAGUGUGUGGCCUGGAGCUCUGCAGGCACCACCAAGAGUAGCCGCGCGUACGUCCACAUCGCAUACCUGCGUAAGGCCUUUGAGCAGGAGCCUCUGGGUCGAGAGGUGAGAUUGGAGCAGGAGGUGUUGCUGCAGUGUCGACCCCCUGAGGGCAUUCCCCCUGCUGAGGUUGACUGGUUAAAGAAUGAGGAAACCAUAGACCCAUCUCAGGACUCUAACUUCCUGAUGACCAUUGAUCAUGACCUCAUUAUUAAACAGGCCCGUCUCUCUGACACGGCCAACUACACCUGUGUGGCACGUAACCAUGUAGCCAGGAGACGCAGUAGUACCGCCACGCUUAUCGUCUAUGUCCAGUACCAGCAGUGCCAGCCCCACGCAUCAGGCUUCCUGCGACAGUUCCCAGUCCAGAGCUUCUGGCAACGGUUCCCGGACCGGAACCUCCGGCGACGGUCCACGUCCAGACACAGCGUCCAGUCCAGCUCCAUGGCAGGAGCCCUUCUCUGCCCCGAUGCCCAGUCCAGACACAGCGUCCAGUCCCGCUCCAUGGCAGGAGCCCUUCUCUGCCCCAAUGCCCAUUCCAGACACAGCAUCCAGUCCAGCUCCAUGGCAGGAGCCCUUCUCUGCCCCGAUGCCCAGUCCAGACACAGUGUUCAGCCUGGGUCCAUGGCUGGAUCUGCGGGAUGA
Molecule: messenger RNA, 1908 nt
Organism: Oncorhynchus tshawytscha (Chinook salmon)
Lineage: Eukaryota; Metazoa; Chordata; Actinopteri; Salmoniformes; Salmonidae
Product: netrin receptor unc-5 homolog
Exons: 7
Coding region: 829-1908 (359 amino acids)
Cellular component (GO): neuron projection
Source: RefSeq, a predicted model, not a curated record